GUGAGCUUCUCUGGGGCUCUCAUAGGUUUGUCUCCGUGCCAGGACGACCCCAGCACCUUGGAGACCAUGGAGGAGCUUCUGUUACCAAGCGGUAAAGAGGAGACCUGCUCUGACCAGAGUUCUUUCGCUCCUGGAGCCACUGCAAGGACCCUGGGGAACCGGGUCAAGGACUACUUCAUGGACAGGAUAAGGAGGGUCCGGUGGAGGAACUGGAGGGAUUUUUGCAGGAGGAACGGGCUGCUGACUCUGUCAGUUAUAGCUGUGAUCACCGGCUGUACGUUAGGCUUCUUGCUAAGAGGGACUCAGCUGUCCACCCAGGCUAAGAUCUACUUCUCUUUUCCUGGAGAGCUGCUGAUGAGGAUGCUGAAGAUGCUCAUCCUUCCUCUCAUCACGUCCAGCUUGAUGUCAGGUCUGUCAUCCAUGGAGUCCAAGGCAUGCUGCAGGAUGGGCGUCCUCACUGUUACCUAUUACCUGUGGACCACCUUCAUUGCUGUGGUGGUCGGCAUCGUACUCGUUCUCAUCAUCAAACCCGGCACAGGGACGGAGAUGGAUAGCAACCGUCUGGGCGGUGGGCCAGUCAUGACCUCGGCCGAUGCCCUGCUCGACCUGAUCAGAAACAUGGUUCCCUCCAACCUGAUCGAAGCCACAUUCCAGCAGUACAAAACGGACCUGAUCCCCAUUCUCAAAGUCCCAGUCAGAACCAUCCAGCCUAACUUUGUCUAUGUGGUCCCUGACGACAGUGACCCUAAAGGACGGACAGUCUACCUGGAGCUGACUCCGCCCCCAGACGUCAUAUACAAGACAAGUCCGGGCAGCAGCCAGCAGAUGAAUGUCCUCGGGAUUGUCAUCUUCUCCGCCACCAUGGGUCUGCUGCUGGGCAGGAUGGGAGAACGUGGAGCUCCGCUGGUCAACGUCUGUCAGUGCAUCAAUGAGUGUGUGAUGAAGAUCAUCAAUGCUGCUGUGUGGUAUUUCCCAUUUGGGAUCAUCUUCUUGGUGGCAGGGAAGAUCUUGGACAUGCAGGAUCCGAGCACGCUGGGAAAGAAGCUGGGCUGGUAUGGCGUCACUGUCCUCACUGGCCUCUUCGUUCACGGCCUUGUCCUCCUCCCUCUGUUCUACUUUCUCCUCACCAGGAAGAACCCCUUUAGCUAUAUCCGGGGGUUGCUGCAGGCCAUGGUCAUCGCGCUGGCCACCUCCUCCAGCUCUGCCACACUGCCCAUCACCAUGAAGUGUCUGCUGGAGAACUGCCACGUUGACCGGCAGAUCGCUCGCUUUGUCCUGCCUGUUGGAGCCACCAUCAACAUGGACGGCACGGCGUUGUACGAAGCUGUGGCGGCCAUCUUUAUUGCUCAAGUUAACGAUUAUGAGCUGGACUUUGGCCAGUUAGUCACCAUCAGCAUUACAGCCACAGCUGCCAGCAUCGGAGCAGCAGGCAUCCCUCAGGCCGGACUGGUUACCAUGGUGAUCGUGCUCACCUCUGUGGGCCUGCCGCCUGAUGACAUCACACUAAUUGUGGCCAUUGAUUGGAUCCUGUAA
Molecule: messenger RNA, 1533 nt
Organism: Girardinichthys multiradiatus
Lineage: Eukaryota; Metazoa; Chordata; Actinopteri; Cyprinodontiformes; Goodeidae
Gene: slc1a8a
Product: solute carrier family 1 member 8a
Exons: 9
Coding region: 67-1533 (488 amino acids)
Biological process (GO): L-glutamate transmembrane transport
Cellular component (GO): plasma membrane
Molecular function (GO): L-glutamate transmembrane transporter activity; neutral L-amino acid transmembrane transporter activity; glutamate:sodium symporter activity
Source: RefSeq, a predicted model, not a curated record